AUGACGACCCGUCUCAGGAAGAACAGGAAGAAGAGGGGGCAUGUGAGCGCCGGCCAUGGCCGGGUCGGUAAGCAUCGAAAGCACCCCGGAGGGAGAGGUAACGCUGGAGGUUUGCACCACCACCGAAUCCUCUUCGACAAGUACCACCCGGGGUAUUUCGGCAAGGUCGGCAUGCGCUACUUCCACAAGCUGCGGAACAAGUUCUUCUGCCCCACGGUGAACGUCGAGCGCCUCUGGUCUCUAGUUCCCGAGGACGUGAAGGCCAAGGCCAAGGCCGACGGAUCUGCCGCCCCGCUCAUUGACGUCACGCAGUUUGGAUACUUCAAGGUCCUCGGCAAGGGAGCACUCCCUCCGUCGCAGCCGAUUGUUGUCAAGGCCAAGCUGAUCUCGAAGAACGCCGAGAAGAAGAUUAAGGAGGCCGGGGGUGCCGUUGUCCUCACUGCCUGA
Messenger RNA from Spirodela intermedia, 447 nucleotides. The record is from the annotation of a GenBank genome assembly. NCBI's taxonomy places the organism in Eukaryota, Viridiplantae, Streptophyta, Magnoliopsida, Alismatales, Araceae.